CUUUUUAAAAACAUUUCUUGUCCUUGCUUUCCUCCUUUUUCCUGCAGUCUCUAGAUCCGAAGGGCUAGCGGAGCAAGGCGCUGCCUUCCUAGCCAGCCCUGGUUGGCUCGCCAUCCGCCUGGCUUGUAAAAGUUUGCUGAGCGCAACCCAGAGGGCUGCGCUGCUCGUCCUCUCGGCUGGCGGAAGGGGGUGACGGCGAGGAGCGCGUCGCCGGCUCUGGCGGGCUUUCGGCUAGAGGGGCAAGGUGACGAACGCACGGCCCGGGGUUCGCCGAGCUGGAUUUGCAUGUUGCACCAUGCCUGCCUGGAUCGGGGCCGUGAUUCUUCCCCUCUCGGGGCUGCUGCUGUCCCUCCCGGCCGGCGCGGAUGUGAAGGCUCGGAGCUGCGGCGAAGUCCGCCAGGCGUACGGUGCCAAGGGAUUCAGCCUGGCGGACAUCCCCUACCAGGAGAUCGCAGGGGAGCACUUACGAAUCUGUCCUCAGGAAUAUACGUGCUGCACCACAGAGAUGGAAGACAAGUUAAGCCAGCAAAGCAAGCUCGAGUUUGAAAACCUUGUGGAAGAGACAAGCCAUUUCGUGCGAACCACUUUUGUGUCAAGGCACAAGAAAUUUGAUGAAUUUUUCCGGGAGCUGUUGGAGAAUGCUGAAAAGUCCCUAAAUGACAUGUUUGUCCGGACCUAUGGGAUGCUGUACAUGCAGAAUUCGGAAGUGUUCCAGGAUCUCUUCACUGAGCUGAAGAGAUACUACACUGGAGGCAACGUGAACCUGGAGGAAAUGCUCAACGAUUUCUGGGCUCGGCUCCUGGAGCGGAUGUUUCAGCUGAUCAAUCCUCAGUAUCACUUCAGUGAGGACUACUUGGAAUGCGUGAGCAAAUACACAGACCAGCUGAAGCCCUUUGGAGAUGUGCCCCGGAAGCUGAAGAUUCAGGUCACCCGUGCCUUCAUUGCUGCCCGCACCUUCGUCCAGGGGCUCACCGUAGGCAGAGAGGUGGCAAACCGAGUUUCCAAGGUGAGCCCCACCCCCGGGUGUAUCCGUGCACUCAUGAAGAUGCUGUACUGCCCGUACUGUCGAGCACUGCCCACCGUGAGGCCCUGCAGCAACUACUGCCUCAAUGUCAUGAAGGGCUGCUUGGCCAAUCAGGCGGAUCUGGACACCGAGUGGAACCUGUUUAUAGAUGCAAUGCUCUUAGUGGCAGAGCGACUGGAAGGGCCAUUCAACAUUGAGUCGGUCAUGGACCCCAUAGAUGUCAAGAUUUCUGAAGCCAUUAUGAACAUGCAGGAAAACAGCAUGCAGGUGUCUGCAAAGGUCUUCCAGGGAUGUGGCCAGCCCAAACCUGCUCCAGGUCUCAGAUCUGCCCGCUCAGCUCCUGAGAAUUUUAACACACGUUUUAGGCCCUACAAUCCCGAGGAAAGACCCACAACUGCUGCAGGCACAAGCUUGGACCGGCUGAGGACUGUGUGGAGGACAAUGCAGCAUAGUGUCACAGACAUAAAAGAGAAAUUGAAGCUCUCUAAAAAGGUCUGGUCGGCACUGCCCUAUACCAUCUGCAAGGACGACAGUGUGACAGCGGGCACGUCCAACGAGGAGGAGUGCUGGAACGGGCACAGCAAAGCCAGAUACUUGCCUGAGAUCAUGAAUGACGGGCUGACCAACCAGAUCAACAACCCCGAGGUGGACGUGGACAUCACCCGGCCCGACACUUUCAUCAGACAGCAGAUCAUGGCUCUCCGCGUGAUGACCAACAAAUUGAAGAACGCAUACAACGGCAAUGACGUCAACUUCCAGGACACGAGUGAUGAAUCCAGCGGCUCAGGAAGUGGCAGUGGAUGCAUGGAUGACGUGUGUCCAACGGAAUUCGAGUUUGUCACCACCGAGGCCCCUGCAGCCGACCCUGAUAGGAGAGAAGAAGACUCUUCUGCAUCUCAGCUCGGCCACUCGCUGCUCUCCUGGUCUCUGGUCUGUGUGGUCUUGGCACUGCAGAGACUGUGCAGAUAAUCCUGGGCUUUGGUCAGAGGAAACUGCCUUUUAGCUGUUUGAGUGGCCAACUCCCUUCUUUUCUUACACUCUUGGACAAUGGACCACGCCACAAAAACUUACCGUUUUCUAUGAGAAGAGAGCAGUACUGCGAUCUGCCUCCCUUUUUGUUUUCCCAAAGAGUACCGGGUGCCAGAUGAAUGGCUUCCUCUUUCCUUCAGCUAUCUGUGGGGACCUUGUUUAUUCCAGAGAGAAUUCUUACACAAAUCUUUCGUACUAGGAGAUUUUCUUACCUUCAUUUGCUUUUAUGCUGCAGAAGUAAAGGAAUCUCACAUUGUCAGGUUUUUACCCCCUAUAAAAAAAAAAGUUAGGAAGAAAAUAAUUUUCCUUUUAAAAUCAGGCCAAAUCCCAAGACAACUGAAUUUUCAACAAAGCAGCAAGGAGAGAAAAAUAAAAGAACUCUAGUGCUAUAGGUUCUACAUUGACAGCCAACUCCCAGGGUAAGCUUUUCUGUGACAAAUCAGGUUUAUAAAAUGCUUCUGGGAAGAAAGCUUGAAAAAUUUUUUAAAUGUAGUGAAAAUACACUGUUGUCUUGGAAGUAUCGUCUUGUACUCUAACCACCCAAUGCCAAAUUGAUUUGGAGGUACUGAUCCUAAAUUUAGAAUUCCAUCUUUAAUAUGAGAGUGAAACUAACUAUAACUCAGCACCUCUUUCUCACCCUGCCCAAUUUCAACUUCAGUAAUGACUCCACUUUCCUUAAGCCCCUAAUAUGUGUCCAUUGUAUCCAAUUGGCACAGAUUUUUCCUUCUCCUUCAGUUACUAAUGUUCACCCCCAUCAAUUCAUCCUCCUCCUAGGUCUUGAUUGAAAAUCGUCUUCAAUGAUACCAUCUCUGCUUUUGCCACAGGUUUGACAUGAAUCAGAUGUUUCUGCCCCUGUGUUCAUUACCCUCCCCAAAAUAGGAGUUCUUUUCACUAAAAUGAUAAACAAUUAGAUUCAUAGGUGAAUUUUCAUUUUUAACUAUUUGCUUUGUGUCAAUUGGUUUCUCCAUCACAAGGGCAUUCUCUUACAAAAUAACCCACAACAACAAAAAAGGUCAAGACAAAAAAAAACUAUAUAUAGUAUUGACA
Molecule: messenger RNA, 3100 nt
Organism: Fukomys damarensis (Damara mole-rat)
Lineage: Eukaryota; Metazoa; Chordata; Mammalia; Rodentia; Bathyergidae
Gene: Gpc6
Product: glypican 6
Exons: 10
Coding region: 296-1993 (565 amino acids)
Biological process (GO): regulation of signal transduction; regulation of protein localization to membrane; cell migration
Cellular component (GO): synapse; extracellular region; plasma membrane
Source: RefSeq, a predicted model, not a curated record